AUGCUUCGCCCAAACAAUCUCACUCCAGCCAAAUAUCCUCCCCAAUCAAAUCCUCUGAAAAGAUUGGAUUUGCUUGUCGGAAGUGGCUUUGAACACAUGAGACAGGAUGUUGAUGUUAGACAGUGGGGAUUUUCGGAGGGUGUUUUUACUUUGAAACACAAUUAUUAUCAUCAAUUGAAGUUUCAAUUGGCUUGUAGAGAAACUGGACGAACUAAAUUAUUUGAAAUUUAUGGUUCAGGUGCUGAAGCAUUUAGAGGAAGGAAAUUGGGUGAUGAAAUUGAUGGAAGUUGUAUUGGAAAUGAUUUUAGAGAUUAUAUAUUUAAAAUUAGAGGAGCUUCAGACCAUUUGGGAACUUGUUACACUCCUGGAUUGAUAAAAUACGGAACUUCUUGUAUAUUGAGGAGACCAGGAGAGUUUGGAUAUAGAGGAUGGCAAGCAAAGAGAAAAGGAGAAAGGAGAAGAAUUAAACUAAAAGGAUGCAUUCUUGAUAGAAAUUUGAGAGCUGUCUCUGCAAUAAUUAUUCGAAAGGGUGCUCUUGAAAUUCCUGGACUCACAGAUUCAAUUCAUCCCAAAACUCUGGGACCAAAGAGAGCUUCCAAAAUUCGUAAAUUAUUCAAUCUUUCAAAAUCGGACGAUGUUAGAAAAUAUGUUGUAAAACGAGAAGUUGUAAUUUGUAAAAAAAAGUUUGUUAAGGGUGUGAAAAUUCAGAGAUUAAUCACACCAGAACGAAUCAGAAGGAAAGCUCAACACCUGAAACAAUCCAUCCAAAGGUGUGUGAAAAGAAAAAUGGAAAAGGACGAAUUUGACAGGAAAUUCAAAUCUCUCAAACAAUCCAAACAACACAGACAUCCUAGAGAGUAA
This is a messenger RNA of Naegleria gruberi, 861 nucleotides long. RefSeq lists its product as uncharacterized. Gene Ontology annotation, biological process: translation. Gene Ontology annotation, cellular component: ribosome. The record is from RefSeq and is a predicted model, not a curated record. The coding region runs from base 1 to 861 and encodes 286 amino acids. Gene Ontology annotation, molecular function: structural constituent of ribosome. NCBI's taxonomy places the organism in Eukaryota, Heterolobosea, Eutetramitea, Acrasida, Naegleriidae. The transcript has 4 exons.